Messenger RNA from Tripterygium wilfordii, 1032 nucleotides. Its product is annotated as enoyl-CoA delta isomerase 2, peroxisomal-like. Bases 198 to 920 code for a protein of 240 amino acids. Lineage: Eukaryota; Viridiplantae; Streptophyta; Magnoliopsida; Celastrales; Celastraceae. The transcript has a single exon. Gene Ontology annotation, biological process: fatty acid beta-oxidation. The record is from RefSeq and is a predicted model, not a curated record. Gene Ontology annotation, molecular function: delta(3)-delta(2)-enoyl-CoA isomerase activity; enoyl-CoA hydratase activity. Gene Ontology annotation, cellular component: peroxisome.
AGAUGAGACGAGCCGGAAUAAAGGGGAUAAAAAGCAUUUAUUUAAUUUUUAAGUGGUAUCUACUUUUGACCGUUUGAUGAAAUGGACGGUUAAGAUCAAAAAAAUUUAAGUGAUAACUGCAAUGUGGAUCGCAGCUCCCCCAUCCCUAAUAAAGGAAGAGUCCCCGUCAACCUCCUAACCUGCACCAACUUGGCACGAUGUGCACAUUAGAGAAGCGCGGCUAUCUCUUCGUCUUGAGCUUAACCGGCUCCGACAUCCAGCACCGAUUAAACCCUACUCUCAUCUCUUCGUUCCGGUCGGCUCUCUCACAGGUCAAGGCACAAGCCACUCCCGGAUCGGCUCUUGUUACUAUAUCCGAAGGCAAGUUUUUCUCUAAUGGAUUCGAUCUAAGCUGGGCUCAAGCCGCUGGAUCCCGGCAGGGAGCUGCACAACGCCUCCACCACAUGGUGGAUUCCUUCAAGCCGCUCGUGGCUGAUCUGAUGUCCCUCCCCCUGCCCACAAUUGCCGCCGUCUCCGGCCACGCAGCCGCCGCCGGCUUCCUUCUUGCUCUGAGCCACGAUUACGUGUUCAUGAUACGAGAUAGAGCAGUGCUCUACAUGUCUGAGAUAGACAUAGGACUGACGCUGCCAGAUUACUUUGUGGCGAUGAUGAGGGCGAAGAUUAGAUCUCCGUCGGUUCUGCGAGACGUGCUGUUGAGCGGUACGAAAAUAAAGGGAAAGGAGGCGGCGAGUCUGGGAAUAGUGGAGUCGGCGCAAGAUAACGUGGAGAGUACGGUGGAGGCUGCGAUGGGAAUGGGUGAGAAGUUGGCAUCAAGGAAGUGGGACGGCGAAGUGUAUGCGGAAAUGAGGAAGGGUUUGUACCCUGAAUUGAUUGCUAUCUUAGGGUUGGAGACCAAAGCUAUCGCCACUCCUAAGCUUUAAUAGAACGCUGUUGGUUUGUAAUUCGUAUUAUUGUUCAAGGAAUUCUGGGACUUUGUUUUUUACUUUGGAGAUUGCUUGAUGAAAGAAUUACGCUGUUGGUUUGUUAUUCGUA